Capronia coronata CBS 617.96 is the source of this 2208-nucleotide messenger RNA. RefSeq lists its product as uncharacterized. Gene Ontology annotation, molecular function: phosphatidylinositol binding. Lineage: Eukaryota; Fungi; Ascomycota; Eurotiomycetes; Chaetothyriales; Herpotrichiellaceae. The coding region runs from base 1 to 2208 and encodes 735 amino acids. The transcript is spliced from 3 exons. The record is from RefSeq and is a predicted model, not a curated record.
AUGGGUGAGGUCCUGUCGCCCGCCCAGUCGGCUGCGCUCUUUGACAUAUUAACCCACCAUGACACUUACGCACAGAUCCGCGAGUUCAGAAAGCCCGGCACCCUCGCCCACUAUGGCCCGCCGUUUACGGCCAGACCUGGACAGCCAUCCAAUGCCCCUUUCUUGCAGGCUCUGGUGUCGAAAUUUGUGUUGAACUUACCGGGGCUGAACAACCUGCCUGAAAAGUGGUGGAAGGUCCAAUGUCAUGAUAUCAUCGAGAACCUUGAAGCAGCCAACCUCAGCGAGAGCUACGACAAAGGGGUCAUUGGGAGUCGCAAAACGCUCUCUACUGCCAUCUCCGCCCUGAUUGAAUAUCCCGUUCGAGGUGUCUAUGGUGGCUUUCCUGAGAUCAAGAAUCAUGACUACAACUACGACAUCCGCAAUGCAGACGACCUUAAUCGAGCCUUCCGAGAAUUCCUGAGCGAUGCCGUCUAUGGAAAUGUCCUGGAUGAGCUCGUCCAGAAGACUGCCGAAACUGGCAACCUGGAAGACCAUGGACCGCAGGCGAAGGCGGUGCACGAAUUCGUGCUUGUCAACCUUGCGUCUUUGAUGCAUUACACGCUCAUCUUGUCACCGAAGGGCCAGUAUUUGCUGAAGCUCGUCGACAAUGCCAACAGGCUGGUACCAUACAUGGUCCUCAAGCAGACCUUGAAGAUCGGAAAUGUGGCAUCCAUGCUCAACGGCAUAGUCAAGAUUGGACUGGCCAAAAUGAGCGUGACCAGUGUAACAAACUGGAUGGGUUUGACGUCAAACCCAAACGAAGGCAUGAAUCUAAUGCAAACCAUCAUCUCCACCGUCCUGAACUGGGAUAUCAAAGACCUCGAAUCCCGCGCGUCCAAGAUCGAACGAGAACGAGCCAAACUCGGCAAAGAGCAACUACGUUCCUUGAAAGAUUACACCAACAAACCUCAGCACGAGCAGGAUCGCAUCCGAACACAAAGCCAAACGCAGCACAUGUCGAUCGUCACCGCCAUCUUGCAGGAGAGCAAAUGCUCGUCGACCGAACUGACCGAUUUCCAUCACCAACAAGCCCUCGAAUACCUCUCGAUCCACCUCUCGAUCCGUGAUCGAAAGCAGUUGAUACAGUGCCUUUGCAAAGGCACACCGGACCACCUGACCGUUUCCGUGAGGGAAGUGAUCGAGGCUUACGAGCCUGUCAUACGACGAAUGCACAAUGCCAUUGAUUUAUCAUCGACGCUGUCUGACUUUGAGUACUUCCUCAAGGACUUGAUCAAGCUGGCCAAGGUCCAAACAGACAAGUCGGGUAAAUCGAUUGUGCCUACGGUCGGGGACUUUGUGCAAUUGCUGCGGAAACAUCAGAGAGCCGCUCAUGCCUUCCUUCACCAAUGCUGUAAGAAUGACAAGGAACUGACUGGAUGGUAUCUGGAGUGGUCAAAGCAAGCGGUAUCGCAGUUCAAACGAGAUCCUGGGCCUGACACGAAUCCUGACGAUCCUGAGAUCACCAGCAAGGGAGCAGGGAAGCUGACACGGCCACUCCACGAGCUCUUCCAAUCAUUGCCCAAAGAGACACAAUCGCACAUCAUCCCAAUCCUCGACUCUCAUUCGAUAUUCCUUGAAAAGAUGCAUAGCCAAUCGGUGGCCCGCCUAGCAAGUGUUCUGAGAUCCCCGCCAUCCAGGGAUCCCGCCAUUGCAAAGAUCUUUGCCAAUUCCGCAGCCAGCCGUCCGCCUUCUCGAUCUGCGAGUCCUCCCCCACGGAUUGAUCCCCGGAGCGCAUCGACGCCCACAUUGGCCGGAGAAGGGACAGACGGAAACGACGAUGCAAUCCCCGAAGUCUCGUCUUCCCCAGGUCCAGGGGCGUUCCUGGCUCGCUGGCAAACUUUACUUGACGCCACACCCAUCACUCCGUUGACACAAUCCGGCCCGUUGCAAGCAGCAAGCAGUCCUGAAGUGGUUCAAGCCAGCUCCGCCGACGUAGACGGAAGGAGGUUGGUUAAAUUCGGAUCACAGGAGGCAAGGGGCGAGAAGAUCCGGGCCGGAGGUCAAGCCGGGCACAAAGACAGCAAUAAAGAUAAUACCAACCUCAAAAGCAAGGACUCCGCAGGCCCUGGACUCGGAGUGAGGGAAAGACAGAAGGACCUGAAAAUCGUCAUUGAUGCAAUGGGCAGCCAGUUCCGCCAGCUCUUGGGCGAGAAGGGUUGUUACUGGUAG